Messenger RNA from Anopheles darlingi, 1440 nucleotides. RefSeq names its product facilitated trehalose transporter Tret1-like. Lineage: Eukaryota; Metazoa; Arthropoda; Insecta; Diptera; Culicidae. Gene Ontology annotation, biological process: transmembrane transport. The coding region runs from base 1 to 1440 and encodes 479 amino acids. Gene Ontology annotation, cellular component: membrane. Gene Ontology annotation, molecular function: transmembrane transporter activity. The transcript has 2 exons. The record is from RefSeq and is a predicted model, not a curated record.
AUGACACCGACAACCCGACGUGGACAGUAUCGUAAUGAGUAUCUUGCCGCUCUUGCAGCAACCUCAUCCCUGGUGGCGUCGGUAGCCUGUGCAGGCUGGUCUUCACCGGCGAUACCGAUGCUCCGUGGUCCCGAUUCCCCCAUACCCAUCACUGCCGAUGAAGGUUCAUGGAUUGUGUCACUGCUCUCGAUUGGUGCCCUGUUCGGUCCGAUCGCUUGUGGCCUGCUCGUCGAUCGGUACGGUCGCUGGAAGGUACUGAUGGGAUCGGCGCUCCCAAUAGUGGCCGGUUGGGUAAUGAUCGCCUUUGCCCAAUCCAUCGGUGUACUGUACGCGGCUCGGUUGCUCCAUGGAUUCGGUUACGGGCUCGCCUACUCCGUCACUCCGAUCUAUCUCGGUGAAAUAUCAUCGGACGCGGUCCGUGGUUCGACCGGCGUGUUAGUGACGGUCAUGGCCAAGCUGGCCUUUCUGCUCCAGUACUCGAUCGGUCCGUAUGUAGGCUUCCGGGCGCUGGCAUGGAUAUCGCUGGCUUUUCCCGCCCUGUUUUGUGUCGUGUUCGCCUGGAUGCCCGAGACACCGUACUACCUGCUGGCUCGUGGUGACGAUCAAGCUGCCGCCAGCAGUCUACGAUGGUUACGGCGUGACGAGGCCAUCAUUAGUGAGUUGGGACGCAUGAAAAAGCUGGUUGAGCAUAGCAAGCAGACAACGAGUAACCCUCUAGGUCAAUUGUUUGUCCCGACAAACCGGAAAAGCCUUCUCAUCAUUCUGCUCCUAUCGCUCGGUAUGCAAUUGACCGGUAUUAAUGCCAUCCUCGGCUACUCACAGACCAUCUUCUCUCGGUUGGCGCUUCCGUUGUCGGCGGCCGAGCUAUCGAUUGUGCUCGCCCUGGUACAGCUUGGUUCCGUGAUGUUACCGACCUUCCUCGUCGAUCGUACUGGACGUCGACCGCUGCUGCUCAUCUCGACCGCCGGUUCAUUCGUUGGGUUGACUACUUGUGCCGUGUACUUUACGCUCGAUAAUGCGGGUGAGCUUUCGCCGGAACCGGGAGCCGCCCACGGCUGGAUACCGUUUGUGGCCGUGCUGGUGUUUAUUGUUUCGUUCGCGGUCGGGUUGGCCACUGUUCCGUUUGCCAUCCUUGGGGAGGUGUUCCCGAAGCAUAUUAAAGCGAUGGCGAACACCGUGUUUGCGGUGAUCACUUCGGCGGUCGUGUUUUCGGUCGUCAAGCUAUUCCAGGUCAUUUCCGAUGGGGCCGGUACGUACGUUUCGUUCUGGAUCUUUGCCGGCUGUACCGCCGUGACCGGGGUGUUGAUCUACUACAUUAUACCGGAAACGAAAGGCCAAUCGUUCGAGCGAAUACAGGAGAUCAUGCAAAGGGGUAAGAGUGGCUCAACGGGAACUCAGCACACUGAAGAGUUGAAACAGAGGAGGCAAUUAUUAUGUUAA